AUUGAUAUGUUUAUAAAUUAAUUUAUAAAAAUAUUGGAGUAGUAAUAUAGUCAAAAUUGAAACACUGCCUGUAGGUGAAUUGGAGGUUAUAGCAUUGUCAUGUCGUGCCGUUGGCAACUCUGCGUCAAAAAGAGCGCUGUUCAGAAAAAAUAGAAAUAAAUAUGGCGAAGUAAUUACUGCACAUGUGUCGGUGCUCAGCUACGAUAAGCUCCUUUUCGUCAAAUAGUCUUUGCCGUAGUCAUUCUACGCGUGAUAGUUUGAGGUUUCGAUUAGCUUAUAAAAUAUUAAUUUGAGUGACAAUCGAUGCUGAUAUGUGAUACAAUAACAGAGUGCCGAAGACGUAAUCAACACCAUCUUUGUCCUCGUCGCAGUCGUCGUCGUCGUCGUCGUCGUCGUCUUCGUCGUCGUCGUCGUCACAAUGGUUCGAAGAAAUCCUUCACUUCCUUUUAUCAAAAUGCAAUAUUUAUUGUAUGAAAUUUUACCAUACAGGCACUUGAAACCUGUGCCAUAUAGCUUAGCCACUGAUAGUCCUGGUUGUCUUGCCAAAAAUUUGCUAUCAAAUAUAGAAAGAAAAAUUAAAGAAAGGCAGCAUCAUGGCAAUUAUAUUCUAGACUAUUUGGAAUUAAAAUUUUCUGCUGACAAAGAUAAAAUCCGUAUUGAUCCACCCAUUACUCGAUUUACAAAACUAGAUUUAAAAACAAUUGCUGUGGAUAACAUUGAUUGGGCGUAUGCGGAAACUGUUUCAAUUGAACUAUUUUUGUACUUUAAAUAUGACAAAAAUAGAGUUGAUGGCUCUAAUGAUGAAACACCAGCCAGUCCAGUUUUCAUUACAACAAAUAUACCCUACUCAUCUAAGCAGAAGAAUUUUGAUACAUCUCUCACAAAAGAAAGUAAUUUAACAGAUUUAUCAGAACCUGUUAUGGAAAAGGAUUCAGAGAGUACCAUGAAGAAUUUAUUGCCUAAAAAAUCAUUUUAUAUUGAAAAAGAUGAAAAAGUUGAAAAAGAUAAAAAAGCAGAUACACUUUUGUAUGAUAAUACUAUAACUUUAGGAAGUAAUGAAGAUAAAAAAAAUUUGUGCAAUACUAAUAGUAUAGAAACAAUAGAAAGUAAUCAUGUUGGUCUGGUUAAUCAAGCUAUGACAUGUUAUCUCAAUAGUCUUCUUCAAGCAUUGUUUAUGACUCCUGAAUUUAGGAAUGCUCUAUACAAUUGGGAAUACAAAAAUAAUGAAAAAGAUUCAGAAGCCAAUAGUAUUCCUUACCAAUUACAAAAACUUUUCCUCAACUUACAGACUUCACAUAAAGCAGCUGUAGAAACUACUUCACUGACUAAAAGUUUUGGUUGGGAUGUAUCUGAUUCAUGGCAUCAGCAUGAUAUCCAAGAAUUGUGUAGAGUUAUGUUUGAUGCAUUGGAACAAAAAUUUAAAAAUACAACACAAGCUGACCUUAUCAAUAGACUUUAUGAAGGAAAAAUCAAUGACUAUGUUAAGUGCCUAUCAUGUAACACAGAGAAAUCUAGAGAAGAUACUUUUCUUGAUAUUCCUUUGCCUGUGAGACCUUUUGAUAAUAAUGUAGCAUAUGGUAGUGUGGAAGAAGCAUUGGAAGCUUUUGUAAAAUAUGAAACUUUAGAAGGAAGUAAUCAAUAUUUUUGUGAAAAAUGCGAUAAAAAAUCAGAUGCUCACAAAGGAUUGAAAUUUACCAAAUUCCCGUAUAUCCUUACAUUGCAAUUGAAACGUUUUGAUUUCGAUCAUAACACUUACAAUAGAAUUAAAUUAAAUGAUAAGGUUACAUUUCCUGAAACAUUGAAUUUAAAUUCAUUCGUUGAAUCAACCUCUAAUCGAGAAUCAUCAAAUUUCGAAGAAGAAAUUGUUGAAAAUAAUACGAGUAAUAAAAACGCUUUGGCAGAUGUUAAUAAUGUAGAUAAAAAUUAUAUCUCGAAUGAUAUGCUCAUUUCAAAUAGUAAUCAUUUGAAUAACCAUGAACAAGAUGACAAUGAAGGUCUUACCUUGGAAAAUGGUUUAUCUUCAUCUUGUAGCACUCAUAACGAGAAUAUUGAAAAAUUACGGAAAGAAUACGCAGCUGCAAAGGGACCUUAUAUUUAUGAACUCUUUUCAAUAAUGAUACACAGUGGAAGUGCUAGUGGAGGGCAUUAUUAUGCUUAUAUAAAAGAUUUUAAAACUGAUAAAUGGUAUUGCUUCAAUGAUCAAAUUGUAUCAUCAAUUACCAAGGAAGAAAUUCAGAAAACAUAUGGAGGUGGAACUAAAACGGUGUAUUACAGUGGAGUUUAUCGUAGUAGUACAAAUGCAUACAUGCUUAUGUACAGACAAAUUGAUCCUGAACGCAAUACUAAUCCCAUGGAAACCAAAGACUUUCCCCCUCACAUUAAGAAACUUCUUGAAAAAAUGAAGAACGAAGAAGAGCAAAGUUAUAUUGAUGAACAGAUACAUAGUAUGGAGCGUCGUUUUAAACAAACUAUUCACUAUCGUCAAGCGCAAGGCUGCGAGGUCGAAAAAACUGAUAUAACAAUCAGUAUGAGUUAUACUUUGAAUCAAGUGGUAGAGGCUGCUCGCAAAAAGUUUGAUCUGGAUUAUAAGUUUGAUAGUAGUCAAUGUCGAAUAGUUACCUAUUUUCCUGAAUAUGAUAUUGUCGAUAAUACGUUUGAUGGUAAAGAAGAAUACAGAUUGGAUCAAUUAUUUUCUUCUCAGCACAUGAUAAAAUCUUUGCUUUUGGAUAUACGUCCACAAAAUGAAAAAUUUCAGGAUUAUCCAUCUGAACCAAUUAUCACUAAGGUGUUUGUUAUUGAUGCCAUUGAUAAAGAUUUAUUAUACUGUCCAAAAUAUGUAAGAGCUUAUUGUAAACAAACAGUACGGGAAUACAAACAACAGCUAACGAAACAUUUUCGCAUAGACUUAAAUACAUUGCAAUUAUAUUGUCCAGAAAUACUGCCGAAUAAGCUGUUAGAUGAUGAUUUCGUAUUUGAUUCGUUAGGUUGGAAUUAUGUAUAUAAUAUUAGCGCAACUGACUCUUACAAUGAAGACAUGACAAAAAAUUUUCUAGGAUCUACAUUUUAUAAAAUGUAUGAACGUUUAAGUGAUAUUAUCACAUUUUAUGUAGAUCGAAAGGAUGUUACGAAAGAACAACUAGACAAUCUAAGUAUACCAUCUUUCACAGAACAUUGCAGAGAUGUAAAAAACAAAGAGAACACUUCAAAACCCUAUGACUAUCACUCGAAUAAUGCAAGUUACCAGUAUGAAAAUCAAGAUAAAUCCGAGAUGAUUGAUUAUUAUAAGAUGUACUCGAAUAUAACUCCAAAAACAGAAGACCCGAAGACUGAUGCGUUGUACAAUUUUAACUGGCAGUCGAAAGAAAAAGGAAAUAAUGACUUGGCUGAAAGGCGAGAGUGUGAAAUAGAUGAAAUGUGUCCUGAAUUAAGAAGCGCUUUGAAUGAAAUAGCAGUUAGUCAGUUUAAUAGAGAAAAAUGCAACCAACAUGAAUUGAUAGACAAAGAGAUAGAGACUAGUCAGACAAGCAGUAACCUAUAUAUACUUCCAGAUGACAAAAAGAAACUUUUAGGAAAUAAUAAUAAUAAUAAUAAUAAUAAUAAUAAUAAUAAUAUUAAUAAUAAUAUCUUGACCAGCAAAGAACAAUGUAGAAACAUAGGGGUCAUAUCUAGAUCACUUCAUGAUAUAGCAAAAAAAGAUAAAAAUGAGGACUGGAAUAUGCAAGAAACAAGUAACAGUGAAGACAGCAGUUUAAGCGAUAGUGAUAGAACACUUAUAGGCGAUGCACCUGAAGAGAGCGAAUUCAAUUAUAAUAAUUAUGAUAAAUGUCCAAUUGUAAUGAAUGCGACAAACAAAGACGGAAAUAAUGAGAAAUUUUUCAAAAUUGAAGAUUUGAGAUCACGAAAUUUGUUAAAAAUAUCAAUGGACAUUCACACGACAGAAACAGAACUUAAAAAGAAGUUAGAAUCAUUUUUAGAUAUACCUAGAGAUUAUUUCAAACUUGUGGAUUUUUAUGCAAAUCAUUUAGACGAACUUAAUUCUAUGACCUACAGUACUUCAGAUAAAUUGAUUUUUACAGAAGAUAAAAAAUAUAUAUUAAACUUGGAACGCAUUCUCAAUCCUGAUGAAGAUCAAAUUACUAUAUAUCUUCUAGAAAUGGAUUCACGAGAUAUUUUGGGAAAACUGUUUACCACAAUUGUAAAGAAGAAUGCUUCUAUCGGCAGCGUGAAGCAUCAAAUAAUAGAAGAAUUGAAGCGUAAACCUGAUCAGGAAUUAACCAGUUUAUCCAGCGUACCUUACGAGAGAUGGAAGUUUAUGGAAAUUGAAAAUAACGUAGUCGGCAAGAUUCUUGAAGACAGCGAAGACGAUAAAAUUCUUCCAGAAUCUUUACGAGAAAUAUGUCUUCAUCAACUACCAAGAUGUCAAGACAACACGACGCGAAUCUAUGCAAUGAAAUGGAAUAUGUCGAAAACUCUUAUGAUAACGUUGCCUCGAGAUGAAAUAGACGUAGACAAAAAUGAAGGAUUUGGUGAGCAAAUAAAGAAGAAGCUUUCUGACUCGCAAAAUAUCCCUGAAGAGAAUUUAGAGUUUUAUCCUUUGGUUGCUACAAAAGAUAUUGAUAUGAAUAAAAUAGAGAGUGCUGAAUGGAAAACAAGUAUAAGGCCUGAUGAAUUAGAUUUUAAAACCUAUCUUUUAUAUAGAGAUUCCACAGAAAAGGCUACUUCUUUAACUUCAUCAAACACGAUUAAGAGGAGAAAUAGAAGUAACGAUGUAUUCCGAAUAAAAGCUCGAGGAUUGGAAGCAGUACCUGUAAGCUCAAGUCCACGAAAAGAAAAGGCGCUAAAGAUACGCGUGGGAUCUACUUGAUUAUCACAGAAUCAAAUUCAAGCUGAGGAACAAUCUCAGUAUUACUACAUUAGUUAAUUAUUGUUUUUUUCUUAAGACCAAAUAAUUAUCGUUCUAUGAGAAAAUCGAUAAAAUAAAAUAUUUACGAGUGCGACAACUACGCGUUUAAAAAAUUCGUGACAGAGUGUGGCGUUAUUUAUCAAAACCAUGGAUGCUCUUUAACUUAAUGCAUUAAUUAAGGAUUCAAUGUUUCCAAUGUCAUGUAGAACAUGUACAAUCGUGCAAUUGCUCAAGAUAGUCUUAUAAAAGAUUUACAAUCUUGAGUCCGAGAAAUAAUGUUUUUACAAUGUUUCUCAAACAUUUUGUUUCUAAUUCAUUUUUAAAAUGUUCUGCGAUUAUGUGAUUCUAUCAUUCAUGGAAACCAAACUUGUUAGCUUUCUAUCUUGCUUAAUUUAUAAUGAUUUAUUUCUAGCUCAUUUUUUCCCUCCACGCAACGAUGGCUUCCAGGUUUUUAAACUUUUUAUAAUUUUAAUGCAGUACAACAUUCAAAUUAGCUUUUCUAAUUUUACCUAAAGUUUUGGUGUUUUCUUGCAAAUGCGUAAUUUAUUUUCUUCAUAAAAAUGUAAUCUUUAUAAAAUCGAAAAAAAUUGUUAAAGCAGCAAGUAUUCUUUGAAAGAAACACGAUACAUAUUCGUACAAUUGUAAAUGAUUCAUUACAUUUUAUAAAAUAAAAAAUGUAAAAAAUAAGCUAAGGAAUGAGCGUAAAUUCAAAAUAUUGCUUUUACGUCUCUAAAAGUGCCACUGUAUAUUAUAAUAUUUAAGACAAACAAAAUUGUUUCACGUUUAAUAUCGAUUUUGCUUGCAUUUACAAAAAAAAUAAUGUAGCAUUUGUUUAUGAAUAUGGGAUAAACAAAAUUUAUCACUAUUGCAAUUAUUUUAAAGUAACCUUUUUUGAAAAUGGCAUAGUUCAUACAACCGCUGUUUAAGCUUGAAAGCAUGUGUUAUUAACGAUUCUAUUUAGUUUUAAUUUAUAUUUAUUGUUUUUCGUUUUGUUAUAUUUAGACACAUAAAACAUAACUUCAGAAAUCAAAUUGUCAUAAAUUAAAUUUACAGAUUUGCAAUUAUUUGUUCACUAAUUUAUCAUUCUCUAACUUAAUCACGAGAAAAGAAGUAUGCCUCAUUCAAUUUUUGUAAAAUGUUAUUUGUUCUCAUCCAUUUUUACUUGACAACACUAAUACAGUUUUCCAAUUGAUUCUUUUCUAGUUGUUUGACAAUGUAAAAAAAAAAAGAAAUUAUAAUAGAUUCAUAAUUACAUUUUGCAACGGAUGAUAUAUUUUAUAACUGUAUGUAAAUCAAGAGCGAAAAUCAUUUAAUUUAAUGAAAACUUAUUACCAUGCGAUUUUCUGAUUCUAGCAGAUACAUAUUUAUGUAUUAUAAAUUGUAGUUACAAGAAUUAUUUAUAAAUAAUAAUACAAUAAUUUCUGAUACCUAG
Molecule: messenger RNA, 6335 nt
Organism: Phymastichus coffea
Lineage: Eukaryota; Metazoa; Arthropoda; Insecta; Hymenoptera; Eulophidae
Gene: Usp47
Product: ubiquitin carboxyl-terminal hydrolase 47
Exons: 21
Coding region: 419-4864 (1481 amino acids)
Biological process (GO): protein deubiquitination
Cellular component (GO): cytosol; nucleus
Molecular function (GO): cysteine-type endopeptidase activity; cysteine-type deubiquitinase activity
Source: RefSeq, a predicted model, not a curated record